AUGGAGUUAUCUCACGUUGUGCAAUGGCUUUUACAAGGGAUUUUUAUUUAUGUGACGUGUGUAUAUGGAGAAUUAAGACCAAUUCGUAAGACCCCUUUAGGGGAUAUGAUGGGAUAUUAUAUGGAAACUCGAGGAGGGCGGCAAAUAUCCGCGUUCACUGCAAUACCUUACGCCGAACCUCCUCUUAAGAACUUAAGAUUUAAGGCACCAGUUCCAAUAUCACCUUGGGAAGGCGUAUUAGAUGCGUCUCAAGUGAGCCCUAUAUGUAUACAACGGAACCCAUAUAUACGACAAAAAGACAUAGUUGGCCAAGAAGAUUGCCUGUACCUCAAUAUAUACUCACCAUUUACUGGCAAUGAAGUAAAAGAAGAAGACAAACUUCUGCCGGUUAUGGUCUUCAUACAUGGUGGCGGCUGGAUGUGCGGUGAUGCGACGACCGAAAUGUACGGACCGGAGCAUCUCCUCGACAGGGAUGUACUCUUUGUGGCGAUUAAUUAUAGAUUAGGUCCACUAGGCUUUUUAUCAACUCUAGAUGAACAUUGUCCUGGCAACAAUGGUCUUAAGGAUCAACAAGAGGCCCUUCGGUUCAUCCAAAAAACCAUUCAUGCGUUUGGUGGAGACAAUCAAUCUAUUACAAUUUUCGGAGAAAGUGCUGGUGGAGCCAGCGUUAACUACCACAUGUUAUCGAAAACAAGUGAAGGUUUAUUCCAUAAGGCCAUUUCAGAAUCUGGAACAGCGUUGGUACCAUGGGCUGAAGCACCCCCAGGAGAGGCACGACGGGCCGCGUUUCGGUUAGCUAAACUUCUCAAUUGUCCUCAAGCGCCUUCAGAUGUCAUGAUUGAAUGCCUUCGUAAACAAGACGGAUACGAUAUUAUCGGCACAGAAUUCAGCUUAUAUACAUGGGAUUACGAGCAGAUGACACCUUACAAAGCUGUCGUUGAACCAGAUCUCCCCGGAGCUUUUCUCACUAGAAGUCCUCGUCUGCCGCCUACAACUACUUUCGUACCUUGGCUUACUGGUAUUAAUAAGGACGAAGGUUGUCUCAAGUCUGUAUGGAUAACGGCUCAUGAGGAACGGUAUAAGGAAUUUGUUUCUGGAUUUGAUAUCAUCGCUCCCGUCACGUUCUAUUACGAAAACUCUCCAUAUCCGGAUCUAAUAACUAAAUCACUUAAAGAAAAGUAUUUGGGUGACGAUGAACAAACAAUCAAAGAUGGAAUACUUAAGCUUUACUCGGAUUCUUACUUUGACUAUCCAAUGAUACAAUCAGUAGAGCAAGCAUUUAACUAUAGUAAAAAUCCAGUGUAUUUAUAUAAGCUAACAUAUCGAGGAGCAAACAGCUUUUCUCAGAUUUUCGGCGAUCCCAAAGGAAAUUAUGGUGUGUGCCACGCAGAUGAGCUGAUGUAUUUGUUCCCAAUACACUUCCUGAAUAACAAAUUCACACCGAAAGACAAUGAAAUGCUCGAACUGAUGGUUACUAUUUGGACCAAUUUCGCUACUAGCGGAAAUCCAAAUGAACCAGUGCAAGUACCUUUCAAAUGGGAGCCGGCAACUAGCAGCCAUAAAAUGGAAUAUUUAGAUAUUGGAGAAAAACAAACCAUGCAGCAGGAUUUAGCAUCUCGGUCCAGAAUAUGGGGAACACUGCCGCUUUGGCACAAUGUACUCGUAAAGCGAAAGAUGGUGAAUGAUGAGUUA
Messenger RNA from Brenthis ino (lesser marbled fritillary), 1692 nucleotides. The record is from the annotation of a GenBank genome assembly. Lineage: Eukaryota; Metazoa; Arthropoda; Insecta; Lepidoptera; Nymphalidae.